AUGGCAAGACAACAACUCGUAGAGGUGGACAAUGAAUUGUUCCUGUGGAGUGAAGAGUCGGAGGCAGAGGAUGAUCGGGAUGAAGCUGCGGCCUUGCAGAGAAAGAUGUUCAACAUUCAAUACCUCAGCCGAUACAGGUGGAAGACAUCUUCGAAGUCUGACGUUAAGGCGUCCAGGCUCGAUAGCAAUGAGAGGAUCAGUGCGAAAGAAGUUCUGGAGGCACUGCGUCGAAUUCCAAACAAGCAUUGGAAAAAUAAUGGGAGGGCAAAUGUCCGCCCAGACGGUGUUGAGUACAUUGACUCCAUUACUCUUGGGUUAGUCUCGAGCGCAAGCACCUUGGGCCGCCCACUGCCGAGCAAGGCAACACACUCCUACAAGAACCUCACACGGAUGUUGUUGCGCUUCUUCAAGCAAUGUAUCGAGGAGCCGAACACUUUCAGGUAUGGAUGUCAUGGCAUUGUGUGCACAUCUAUCCAGCUGAACCGGAAUUAUGCAGCCCGGGAGCAUGUUGAUGGCAACAAUGUGGGUCCGUCUUGGAUAAUAGGACUUGGCGAUUGGACCGCGGGUGGACAACUCUUUGUUGAGGACUUUGUCACAGUUUCGUACAGUUUCCACAAGUGCAGACCCCGAAGGCCGCAGGAUCCUCGAUACGAAGAGAUCCAGAAAUCCUCUGGCUUCAUCUCGAGCUCUUGCAGCCCAAGGUCAGAUCUGGGAGCGGCCAUGUUUGCCACAGAGGUCAAGCUUUUUGGCAAAUGGACCUAUGAGGAUGUGAUGCUGUCGGACUUGAGUUUGGUGGACUACAUCGCCGUGAAGGGAACUGCUCAGCUGUUCCUUCCUCACACCCAGGGCCGAUACCAGAUGCGGCGCUUCCGAAAGGCUUUGUGCCCGAUCGUGGAGCGUCUGGUGUGCUCCAUGAUGAUGCACGGCCGCAACAACGGCAAGAAGCUUAUGGCAGUGCGCAUUGUGAAGCACGCCUUCGAAAUCAUCCAUUUGCUGACUGACAAGAACCCCAUCCAGGUGUUUGUGGAUGCUGUCAAGAAUGGAGGUCCUCGCGAAGACUCCACCCGAGUAGGCUCUGCCGGUGUGGUGCGCCGUCAGGCUGUGGAUGUGUCACCACUGCGUCGAGUGAAUCAGGCCAUCUACCUGAUUUGCACCGGAGCGCGAAACUCGGCAUUCCGCAACAUCAAAUCCAUUUCAGAGUGCCUGGCGGAUGAAAUCAUGAACUGCGCCAAAGAGUCCUCCAACUCCUAUGCCAUCAAGAAGAAGGAUGAAAUUGAGCGCGUGGCAAAGGCACAACAGGUGGGUUUGCAUCUCAGUGAAAGCUCGCAGUCUGGUGCAGCAUAUCAAGCAGCAACUUUUUGGAUUCAGACCUUCGAGGCACGCUUUGAUGGGCGUCGAAUGCAUUUUGCAGGAUCGCUUUUCCUUGGUGUUUUUUGCCACGACUCGGCACGCUGGAGCGUUAGCCUCAGGUUGAAGGAUCUGAAGGGCGUUGGGGAAGAGAUGGGAAGAGAUGGGAAGAGGAAGAGUCCGGAAGAGUGCCAAUUCGGCUGUAACACCUACUGUCAGGCUGGUGCCGAAGGCAAUGCAGCAAAGGAACAGGCUGAAGCAGAAGCUCAGGCUGAAGCACAGCGUCGGUUGUUCCAGGCAUCUGCAGGCGCAAUGUCCCUGCAAUACUGCCGAGACCAUGGCAGAAAUAGUCUGUCGCGUUUCUUGCGAAAAAUUACCAUAGAUAUGAGCUACACUUUUAGACACUGGCGGAGACACCAACGUGCAACCCGUCAUUUGCAGCUCUGGACGCCUCGGAAAAUUGUUACAUCGGACAAUAUCCGACGUCUUGUUUUCCCUGACCUGGCCUUCAUAGGAACUGCAUCCUGUUUGAUUUGCAACUACAAUACCCAUGUCGAUGUGGUGUCUUCGUUGUCAACUAGCUUGCAGCUCAAUUUGCCAACAAUGCUGACGCUCCCAGUGGAGUGCUUCACUCUGACGUCAGUUGCACUGGGUUUGCUGGUCACCUUCAAGACGCAGACUGGAUAUCAGAGGUUCACAGAAGGGCGAUCUCUGUGGGGCCUUCUGAUCAAUGAGUCGAGGGCUAUGGCCAGCCGAGUGAUGGCUCGGGUACCUUCUCCGACAGGCUCUAUGUGCCCAGACGUUCUUGAGGGCAAGAUUUAUGCGGUCAAACUGAUCAGGCGCCCUGUGCCCAGAAGAUCCAGAAGGUGCUUGGCCUAUGCUUGGCCUUUGGGGAUUGCCAGUGAAGACAGAACGAAGCCAAGCUGCAGGACCUUUCCAGUCGUCCUGAAGUAUCACCUCACAGAGGAUGGCUGCAACCCUCAAAUCCUCAUCACGGCGCAAACUUCUGACUCUGAGCUGCGGAAGGGGACCACUGCGGCUUUGCGCUGCGAACUGCUGCAGAUUUGGAAUCCCUUCGAUGCGAAGCAAAAGAACUUCACAGAUCGUCUCGUUGAGGCGGAUGUGGCAAAUCGACCUCUCUACGUUCUGCAUGAGCUGCAGCAUACAUCUGCCAGUAUAUUUGCCCAGCCAGCACUAGGAGGUCUAGAUCCGGUUGCCGCUACGGAAAUGGACCGCAGCCUCACAACAUUCCACAAUGUGCUAGGUGCCUGUGAGAAGAUCUUGCGGACCCCAAUCUACACACCAUACACUCGCUUCACCAGCCGGUUUUUAUUCAUGUGGUGCAAUGCCUUGACCUUGGCAAUGUACCCGGUUGCUGGGCCUCUUCUGACAGUGCCGGUGACCCUGGUGCCAGCAGCUGCUAAGUCAUUUUUGAGCGUUCUGGGAUUUCCAUUGCCGGAAAAACAGGCGCACGCUGAACUCGUGUCGUGUUGCCGAUGUUCCCCCUUCUUGUCCGAGCUCAAGGUAGACUCCGUGGGACGAGUGAUCGAUAUAUCACCACAAAUCUGCGAUCUAAGUUUGACUAGCAUUCCAUGGGUCAGCAAGAAAGAGGUUGCUGUCCCGACCAAAACUUGGAAGCAGGUCAUACGAGAGCAGAAACGCAGGCGAACGCGUAUGCAAGAAAAUGAAACGGCCAUGAUACAAAGAUUAAAGAAACGCGUUCGUGGCAAACAAAGAAUUGACUUUGUUUGA
This is a messenger RNA of Cladocopium goreaui, 3099 nucleotides long. The record is from the annotation of a GenBank genome assembly. Lineage: Eukaryota; Dinophyceae; Suessiales; Symbiodiniaceae.